AUGGGUGAGCUGGCGGUGCCAAAAGUCGCUGUGUUGAGGCCCGGCUCGCAGACUACUGAUUCUCGUGAGGAUGAAUCAAGUUUCGAUCUCCAUCCUGAACUUGACGUGCCACACGGUAUACCCCGCCGGCUAAGUGCGUUGCUCCUUGGACACUCGUUGACGCCCGCUCUUGGAUCUUCUUCUCUGCCUUUUACCAACAUACCUGGAACUCGUCCUCCUCCACCUCGGUCAAAUACCCCCUUGAAGCCCCGGGGAAGGAAUUCAAGAAGACGCCGCUCGGGCCAGCUGGAUCCUGCACCGGAUUCUGCACCUCGUUAUGCAUCUGGUUCUUCUUCAAAGCAGGAACAUGGCGAGCAGGAUUCUCAAUCUAGCUUCAGCAAUGGUAAGGUCGACGGCGCUGAGGAAUCCGACAUCGGACCCCAUGGGCAACGUAUGAGUGCCUUGGAAACCCACUUGGGGUCUAUUUUACGGGACGGCAUGAAUCCGAUUAUUUUCGUCUGCUGGGGCAAAUCAUCCGACUGCACAAUUGUACCAGUCCCGCUUACUAACUAUGAAGAUGAGGCUGCGGUAUGGACAGAGAUCAGAAGGGCUUGGCUGUCUCGGCUGGGGUGGAAGAAAUACGUUCCCUGGUACAACGUGAAGCGAGUGGACUUGGUUGAGUUGUCUCUUGCAGGUGUCAAGCCCAACGUGUCCGGAGAGUCUGCUCAGUUCAUGGGCAUGUAUCGAAGUCGAAACUUGAAGUCUCAAGAAGCUCAUUUCCAAAAAAUUGUCGAUGAUUACCAGGAGAUGCGGGAAUACCCAUGUGGAUAUGAUGUCUCCACAGGAAAGGCGUUGUGCAUGUGCACUCUGACCAACUGUGCAUCGGGUAUUGGCGACGAGGAGUGCCCAACAGAAAUUAUCGUUCAGGCCAUGAGGAGUCUCAGAGCCACUCAGACUCAUGAUUUGAUGACGACGAUAUUUUUCCAUCCCGAGUUGGCAUCCGUAAAUGGAUUCCUGCAGGCUGAAACAGUGAUUUAUGGACACUCGAUAUUAUACUCCUGGCAUUGUCCAGAACUCCGCGAACUAGAAUUUCAAGCGGUGCUCCUCGACGAUAAUUGGGAUGACAUUUUGCGAUGGCUUGCUGGUCCCUUGACUAUCUUGGUGCCGUUGAUGACCGUCCUCAUUGCCCAGUACAUCUUUGGCGACUGGGGGACGGCAUGGAACGUCGGAUGUUUCUUCGUUGCCUUCACUGUGGCGUCUCCGUUCUUGAAUAUGGGAUGGCAUACGACCCCACGUCCGGAGCAUUGA
This is a messenger RNA of Penicillium oxalicum, 1287 nucleotides long. RefSeq lists its product as uncharacterized. Lineage: Eukaryota; Fungi; Ascomycota; Eurotiomycetes; Eurotiales; Aspergillaceae. Bases 1 to 1287 code for a protein of 428 amino acids. The transcript has 3 exons. The record is from RefSeq and is a predicted model, not a curated record.